GUUUAUUUUCAAAACAAUUUAGGUGAAAACUGUCUUCAUAUGGCGAUUGCAAAUGAUAAUUUUGAAAUGGUUCAAUACCUUGUCAAUCAUAAUGUAGAAAUCAAUGCAAGAUGUUGCGGCCAUUUUUUCAGCACAGAUGAUCAGAUUAAGAAACGAUUUGAUACUUAUGAUGACGAGUACGUUCAAAUCUCAAAGAAGACAAACUAUGAGGGGGCGAAGUACUGGGGAGAGUAUCCCUUGUCAUUUGCAGCAUCUUUAGGUCUAAUUCACAUCUUUCGCUACCUGCAUGCCAAGGGUGGACACAUCAACGCUCAGGACUCAAAUGGAAACACUGCAAUGCAUAUGGCAGUAAUUCACAACCAAAUGGAGAUUUUGACAACAGCGUAUGAACUUGGAGGAGAUUUAGUGAUUCAAAAUAAGCGUGGCUUCAGUUGUUUGUCACUGGCCGCCUAUCUCGUCAGACGUGAACUAUUCGAGCAUAUCUUACACCUGGAAAGAGAAGUGGAAUGGCGUUACGGAAAGGUUACUUGCGCAUCAUAUAAUUUAAACAACGUUGAUAGUAUUAAUCCCGACGGAACGAUUAACUCUCAUUCAGCACUUUAUACAAUUGCAUACAAGAGCGGUAUGGACAGGCUGCCAAUGUUAAAAGGCCUCAUUCUUCACAUCAUUGAACAGAAAUGGAAGACCUUUGCCAAGUUCCACUUCAUCUUGAGACUGAUUGUGUACAUCUGCUACUUGGUAUUUUUGAGCACUGGGUUUUAUCUGAGGCCAGAAAAGGAUCGAAAGGCUUAUUUGGAAGAAAUCAUUGAUAGUGAUGGAAUUUUUAAAAAUGAAACUGUGGAAAAUUACUGUUAUAUACAUUACACAGAUACAACAGAGGACAUUGUGAGUAAAGAUACGGUACUCCUUAACUCAGAAUUGAAAAAUAAUACCCUUAGAAGCCAUUAUGUGAUG
Molecule: messenger RNA, 954 nt
Organism: Anneissia japonica
Lineage: Eukaryota; Metazoa; Echinodermata; Crinoidea; Comatulida; Comatulidae
Product: transient receptor potential cation channel subfamily V member 5-like
Exons: 5
Biological process (GO): calcium ion import across plasma membrane
Cellular component (GO): membrane
Molecular function (GO): protein binding; calcium channel activity
Source: RefSeq, a predicted model, not a curated record